Molecule: messenger RNA, 453 nt
Organism: Colletotrichum fioriniae
Lineage: Eukaryota; Fungi; Ascomycota; Sordariomycetes; Glomerellales; Glomerellaceae
Source: RefSeq, a predicted model, not a curated record
AUGGAGGCGGUUUCCGCAGCCGCCAGUGUCGCAGGCCUGUUGUCCGUCGCAGGCCAUGUCAUCAAUGGACUUGUCAAGCUCAAUGCCUUCAUUCAGGACUUUAAGGAAGCAGAUGCACGGGCGCAACGGCUGACUCUGGAAGCUCAACUUCUCUCGCAGACAAUAAUUGACUUCAAGUCUCUGCUCAACACGUUGGACGAAAAGGCGCUGGAUGAAAGCCGAGUCCUUUGGGUCCAGCACUUUGCCACUUUCUCUUCCCGUCUCGAGGAUUGCGUUCAGGAUUUGGACACCUGGACCGAAUCUUACCGACCUGGAGAUGGACCAUCCUCAAAGCGCCAAAAAUUAAUUGAGGAAAUAUCAAGCAAGAGAAGCCGGGAGAUUUCUGAGAUGGAGUCCAAGUUGGCGCGUCAUCGGUCGCAGAUUGUUCUUAACAUGAGUACUAUGAAUGGGUGA